This is a messenger RNA of Desarmillaria tabescens, 945 nucleotides long. RefSeq lists its product as uncharacterized. The annotation marks the transcript as partial. The record is from RefSeq and is a predicted model, not a curated record. Lineage: Eukaryota; Fungi; Basidiomycota; Agaricomycetes; Agaricales; Physalacriaceae. The transcript has 2 exons.
ACACAAAGGAAGGUAGUACAAAGAAACUCUGCUUAAUGUGGUUCCUUUAUUCUCCAUCAUACAUAUACAGGAGAGCGCGACGGAACUAUCAUCUCUCCUCUCCUCUUCCCUCCCAUACCAAGCUUGCUUGACUCCUCGUUUAUUUCUUUCUCAUCGCGUUGACCGUGAUCAUGAACUCGACCUACAGCCGCUUCCAAUUUCCAGAAGACGCACAAAUAUCUCGUGUUCCCCGUGUACGGGAGAUAAUGAUUCUAGACCUAAACCUCCAGCGUCUCAAGAAGGCCAUGGAGGAGCUUAAUGCCUACUGCGACAAUUUCACGACCCCAUCCCACUCUUCUGACUCUUCAUCGCUCUCCGGAGAGCCUUCCACUCCUUUUCACGACGACGAAGUUAUGACCGAUAUCACAGACAGCGACGAUUUGUUCGAUGUACGCUCUUCUGUCUCUUCUAACGAUACCACGUACUACACCCCCGAAACAUCCCCCAUCCUGACCUCGUUUCACACAUAUGAUAAUGAUGAUGAUUCCAUAUUCGAUACCUUUCUCCCCGACACACCUGACGCGUUCGACAUCCCCGCAUUCGAAUUCGACCCUCUUACUGAGGAUGUCCAUGAUAUUCUGGAAGAACGGUCUCGAUAUGAUGGAUGGAAACAGCUCGCCAACAAGCUCAACCUCGAGUUAUUUCGGGAUGACUUCUUGCGUUAUCACUCCGGUCCUCGGCGUAGAGUGGUCACCAGACAUCCAUGUUAUACGCAUUGGGCACACGCGAAGCAAGCGGAAUACGUGUUGCCUAUGAGGGAUGGGGACACGGAUGUGGGUGAUGGCUUACGUGGUUUAGCAUAUCCACAGAGAGCCUUGGUGGACCAGGUAAACAUUUACGAUAACUCUGCACCGUGGUUGAUUUUGGCGACAUUCCCUUACAACGGUCAUUAUUUUCUUCGUGUUU